AUGAAAAAGCAAAUCUCAGUUGUCAAAAGAUACAAAGUGACAAUUUACAAGAGACCACAUGCUGUUGUGAGAGAACCAGCACCUGGACAAGGGAACUUUGAAGAAACUUCCUCUGCUAAUGCAAGAUCAUCAAUUGUCCAGCUACUUAUAAUCUUAGAAAGUGGCCAGGGGCUCUUCCUCCUCCACCUCCUCCUCCUCCUCCUUUUUCUUCUCCUCCUCUUCCUCACCAUCAUCACCAUCAUCUUCCUCCUCCUCCUCCUUCUGCUGCUGCUUCUCCCCGCCGCCCUGUUCCCUUGGAGCAGACCAUCCUGGUGCCUCUUUUGUGAAGUGGUGGCUGAAGAGACCGCCGGACUCGCCAUGGCCAAUGAAAAGCCGAAGGAAGGAGUCAAGACUGAAAACAACGACCACAUUAAUUUGAAGGUGGCCAGGCAAGAUGGUUCAGUGGUGCAAUUUAAGAUUAAGAGGCACACACCACUUAGUAAACUAGUGAAAGCCUAUUGUGAACGACAGGGUUUGUCAAUGAGGCAGAUCAGAUUCCGAUUUUUUGGGCAACCAAUCAAUGAAAUAGACACACCUGCACAGUUGGAAAUGGAGGAUGAAGAUACAAUUGAUGUAUUCCAGCCCCAGACAGGAGGCGCUUACUAA
Molecule: messenger RNA, 645 nt
Organism: Trichosurus vulpecula (common brushtail)
Lineage: Eukaryota; Metazoa; Chordata; Mammalia; Diprotodontia; Phalangeridae
Exons: 2
Coding region: 1-645 (214 amino acids)
Biological process (GO): protein sumoylation
Cellular component (GO): nucleus
Molecular function (GO): ubiquitin-like protein ligase binding; protein tag activity
Source: RefSeq, a predicted model, not a curated record